AUGAGUCGAGGCUCCAGUGCUGGUUACGAUCGUCACAUUACUAUCUUUUCACCUGAAGGUCGAUUAUAUCAAGUCGAGUACGCCUUCAAGGCCAUUUCUAACAGCGGCAUCACCUCUGUGGGUGUGCGAGGACAAGACGGAUGCGUUAUCGUCACUCAAAAGAAGGUGCCUGACAAAUUGCUUGAUCCUUCUACUAUUACACACGUCUUCAAACUCACGCCCAAGAUUGGAUGUGUCAUGACCGGCAUGAUUGCGGACGCUCGUUCACAAGUAACCAGAGCACGUCAAGAGGCUGCUGAAUUCCGCUACAAGUAUGGUUACGAGAUACCAGCCGAUAUGCUUGCAAAGCGUGUCGCCAAUAUCAAUCAAGUGUAUACUCAACAAGCUGCUAUGCGACCUCUUGGUGUUUCUAUGAUCUUGAUUGGUUAUGAUGAUGAAAUGGGUCCCCAACUCUUCAAGGUUGAUCCUGCUGGUUACUAUGUUGGAUACAAGGCUACAUCAGCUGGUGCCAAGCAACAAGAGUCCUUGAAUCAUCUUGAGAAGAAGUUGAAAAAGAACCCAACACUCAACAUGGAAGAUACUAUCGAGUUGGCAAUCACCACACUUUCGACAGUGUUAGCAGUGGAUUUCAAGGCAUCUGAAAUUGAAGUUGGCAUUGUGGAGAAGGAUCAACCUGAUUUCCGUACUCUUUCAGUGGAGGAGAUUGAUGAUCAUUUGCAAAGAAUAGUGGAGAAAGAUUAA
Lichtheimia ornata is the source of this 741-nucleotide messenger RNA. RefSeq lists its product as uncharacterized. The transcript is spliced from 6 exons. Bases 1 to 741 code for a protein of 246 amino acids. Gene Ontology annotation, biological process: ubiquitin-dependent protein catabolic process. Gene Ontology annotation, cellular component: nucleus; proteasome core complex; cytosol. NCBI's taxonomy places the organism in Eukaryota, Fungi, Mucoromycota, Mucoromycetes, Mucorales, Lichtheimiaceae. The record is from RefSeq and is a predicted model, not a curated record.